AUGAGGAGAGGAAGAUGUUUUUCUAGCGUGGUUUCCUCCACAGUCGCGGCGCAUCUUCCUGUCAUUCGUGACUUCUGCAUAGUCUCAACAAUAUUUCCGCUUGAAGAUAAUUUCUUUAUGACUAUGGUAUGUGUAACUUUUCUAUUAUUGCAAGAAGUUCAUCAUUGCCUUCAGGGAUUCCUGGGCCCAAUUCUUCGUUCAUGGCAUUGUUUGCAAACACUGUCAUUUGCUUGUAUCGUGCCACCUCACUGGUCAUUUCAUGAUGACGGGAUACAUGAUGAUGAUAUAAGCUAUGACAUUGGCGGCAUCUUGCCACCAGUUGAAGAUGGGUUUCUUUGGUCUUUGGAUGAUAUGCCUUAUAUUGCCACGGACGACAUGCGAGCCAAAAUAUGUGACGCUCUAGAUGAGAGUAUCAUCGACAGCAAGGAUUCUAACAUUGUCAUGCGCCUUUGGGAGUUCGUUCACGAGAAGAAAAUGGCCAGGAUAAUACGCCAUCUUGGGGAAAACUUCCAAACUUGGAAACAGUCAAGAGGGGUAUCCCCUGUCGUUUACUGAUUUACGGUCGCGGGAAUUGGGCAUGCGCUGGUUAUGGAGGAUCUUCAGACAUAACAACUCUAUUCAGAAUGGUGGAAAGGAGCAAAUAUCUACCAUACGUUUGGUAUCAGGAAGGCUCAGCUGGCAAGGAUGUUGUCAUGAUGCGGGUAGUUCGCUGCCUGAGGUGCUGGUGGGGGAGGAGCUCGCCUACUCACAGCUCAUGCGAAAUAGGAAACCCCCUCGAUAUUGAGACAGACAACCAGUCUUGCGGUGUAGAUAUUCAUUCGACGAUGUUUGAAAUUCAGCAAUCGUAGCGCCAUGCAUGUCCUUAUAUAUACUUCAGUUUUAAUUUUGCUUCUUGCGCUU
Molecule: messenger RNA, 900 nt
Organism: Somion occarium
Lineage: Eukaryota; Fungi; Basidiomycota; Agaricomycetes; Polyporales; Cerrenaceae
Source: the annotation of a GenBank genome assembly